Messenger RNA from Triplophysa rosa, 2416 nucleotides. Its product is annotated as kinesin-like protein KIF20B. The transcript is spliced from 5 exons. The record is from RefSeq and is a predicted model, not a curated record. Bases 140 to 634 code for a protein of 164 amino acids. Lineage: Eukaryota; Metazoa; Chordata; Actinopteri; Cypriniformes; Nemacheilidae.
AAUGCUCUCCACUCUCAAUAUCUGCUCUCUUAUUGUCAAAGAACCGGGUGUACUCGUGCCGGUUGCCGUUGGCAACGGAGACACGCUUCCAUGCAGCGUGCAGCUGCUGAUUGUCAAGAGAAUUUUGUAAUUGAAAUGAAUGGAACAAACUAUUUUUAAUGGCUCUUCUGUUCGCUUGAAGAGAAAAGGAGGCAGGAGCACCACGGUUAAAAAGAAACAUGUCUGUGAGCACACAACUCAGGAUGGGGUGGAAAGUGAGAACAUCAGGAACACAAGGAGCAGAAACACACCUCGCCUUAUGCCUCAUCAGGAGGAGCCAUCAAAUUCCCAGGAAUCAAACUCGGGCCACAAAGGGAAAAAGGAAAAAACGCUCCAAAAGAUUGGAGAUUUUCUUCAGGGCUCUCCGACCUUUCUAGGGAGUAAAGCAAAGAGGAUCAUGGGAUUGAUGAGCGGAAAGUCCCCUGAUGGGGGAGGGGCUUCUUUGAAAAUCAAAUGUUCCAGACGAAAACACGACAGACCUGACAUCUCAUCGCCAAUGGACAUACCUGCCCAUCAGAUCAUUGGCCGAAAUCUAGAGGUGAAACAGAGCGAAAAUCUUAUCAAGAAACGUCUUCGUACCAGGACCGGUAAAUGACCUCACAGAGGGAAAGGAAAUGUUUUUGCUCCCUUGUGUAUUUUUUUUUAUCAAACCUUUUUUGCACAUUUUCAUAUACAGUAUCUUUAGAUUUUUAGUUUUCUUUAAUUAGUUUAUCAAAUAAUAUAUUAUGCUUGAACUGUAAUGAACACUAUUUUAAUGACCUUUUAACUGCAAUUUUGUAUGAAAGUAAAAUUAGUAAAAACAACGUAAAACAGACUUUGCUGCUAGACUUAACAUGGACAUACAGAAAUCACUACUGCACAUUUCUGAACACACAGUUAGUAAAUCCAGGGUUUAUAGUUUACAUUGUGGUUAUUCUACCCUGCAAAUAAAUGUAAAACACAGUUUUUCCUCCCUAACCACUUUCUAGUCAAAGAUAUGACACACACACACCAAAUAUAGCACUGAGUAAAAGAUUGUGGGUUAAUUCCUGGUUUUAUUGUUUAUUUUCACUUAUUUCAGUUAUUUUGUUUCUGUACACAUCAGUCUGUCACAAAAUUGGUAUGUCACUCACAUGUAUUAAAACUCUCUAUUAAGAUGGCAGUAAAACUGUGAAGCGGUUGCUUAAUAAUACCCAAUUUGUGAGUCGUUUGAAUUACUGAACAAAUACCUACAUUUUCCCAUCAUGGCAAGCGGCGCCGUGCUUUUAUCUAAGAUGGUAUUCGGCGAGAGAAAGGAAGGGUAAGGAGCUAGGAGCAGGUCUACUGUUUGUUAGUACUGAAUGGCAGGAUGUGAAUGGGGUGGCUGUUUGCAACGAUGAUUCAUGGUGUCAGAAAUGUGGGAGAAUGUGGUGAAGACAGAAUGGAGGAGGGAAAACUGGCAGUGCGAGGAGGAGGCGAAGUUAUAAACACGCAUGUUCAGGUCCAGCUGUGUGUGUGCAGGCAGAAUUAUUGUGACGUCAUAACUGCCAUCAUUAGAAAAAGAAAAAACUGAAAUCACUGUGUUUUGUUUAUGUGUGCUUAUACUACGUGUACAGUCAAGACUCGGAUGUGUAUGUGCUUCCCAGUUAAUGUAAACAUCGUGUAAUCGUGAGUUUUGAUUGUAUGUGUUACAUUGCGUCGUGUGUUCUCGUCUGUCUUUGAGGGUGCAAGGUGAGUCAUUACGGCUAUCAUUUGAUUGCGUCACUUAAUUGAUGCACUGUGACAAAAAUCCAGUCUUUCUAUAAUUUGUUCUCAUUUAUUUUUGUCACCACAAUUAUGGGGAGGAAUACGUGCUUUGGCCUCAUCCAAGGGCAUCCAGGCCCGGUAAACAAUGCGGUAUAUCAUCUGCCGCACCUAUAAUUUAACACAGAAAAUUACUACAUCAGUUGUAAUGAUAAACAGCUCUGUUUUAGCCAGCGCUGUCGCCUGCGGUAAGAGACUUGAGAGCCUGCGGAGAUGGUUGUAACUGCUCGUCCUCAUCAGAUGUGCUUUAAAUAGGUUUGAAACAAAGAAGUGAUAUCAUUAAAAGGAUUUCGACAUGAACGUUUCCACUUCGUGUAUCUGUUCGCUUUAAUCCGAGCAAUUGGUUUAGGCUAUGAGAAAAUGAAUGCUUCUUAGUCACACGCACCAUCUUGCCCUGUUCGUGCCAGGUUGAGGACGUAAUCUGUACCCAUACUGCUGAGUGACUAUAAUACAUUUGUCCUGUUCAGAUGAAGUGUUAUCUUGCCAUGUUGCUGGGGAAAAAAUGUUCAGCCAGAAAUGACUGAACAAAAUAGUUUGUGACUUUUAUUUCUUAUGUAAAUCAAAAAAAUGAGAUUUUAAGUGAAUCAUGCUGAAUAACUCUGCAGACUAUUCAUAU